This is a messenger RNA of Fusarium pseudograminearum CS3096, 237 nucleotides long. RefSeq lists its product as uncharacterized. NCBI's taxonomy places the organism in Eukaryota, Fungi, Ascomycota, Sordariomycetes, Hypocreales, Nectriaceae. Bases 1 to 237 code for a protein of 78 amino acids. The transcript is spliced from 4 exons. The record is from RefSeq and is a predicted model, not a curated record.
AUGUUGUCCGACUUGGCUCUCACCCAGGCUCAAGCUCCUCCAAUGGUUCCUGGUCUAGGGUUCUCCAACACUUGGGCCGGUUCCCAAGGCAUCCAGCUGCCAGGGACAAGGCGACGUUGGAAGCAGGUCAUGCUUUCAUGGAACUCGGAGACUAACGUCGGAAUAGAAGUCGAUGUGGGGGCUCGAUUAGGCCGGUUGAUGGAGAACGGGAACGGUAGUGGUUACGGCGAGAACUGA